AAAUAGAAAAUAAAUGAUUUAGAUCAAAAUCAACAAGAAUAUAUACUUUAGUUCGAGAUAGUUAAAUAGCUUUGAUGAUUUAUUAUAAGAAUAUUAGUUUUAAUUUGAGACUAACUAAAAUGAAGAUAAUUUACUAUUCUAGUAUUAUUUUUAGAAAUAAAGGUAGUUUUAUAGAUGGAGAUGGAGAUAAAGUAGUUAUUUAAAAUGAUUACGAUUUUAAAGAAUUCAUAAAAUUGAGUGCAGAGUUUUUAAAAAUCACAGUUGAGUAGAAAGAUAAAGAAGAUUUUGCAGAAAUAGUGUACCAUAAUGACAUAAAAAAAGAUGCAAUAAAAAAAAAGAUUAUGAAACUUUUAGAGUAUUAUUGACAGGUGUUAUUUUUAUUUAUGUUU
This is a messenger RNA of Paramecium sonneborni, 389 nucleotides long. The record is from the annotation of a GenBank genome assembly. Lineage: Eukaryota; Ciliophora; Oligohymenophorea; Peniculida; Parameciidae.